Messenger RNA from Parathielavia appendiculata, 6074 nucleotides. Its product is annotated as acetyl-CoA synthetase-like protein. Lineage: Eukaryota; Fungi; Ascomycota; Sordariomycetes; Sordariales; Chaetomiaceae. The transcript is spliced from 4 exons. The record is from RefSeq and is a predicted model, not a curated record. Gene Ontology annotation, cellular component: cytosol. Bases 241 to 5856 code for a protein of 1871 amino acids.
GUCGUCGCGACUCUCUCUCCCCCUCCACUUGCGAACGAGGGCACUCCGGCGCGCUCCUAAUAAGCGACAUACUUCUAUGAGUACCCGCUUGUAGUCAGCCCGCCGAACUGUGUCGGGUCCAGUUGGGAUCUGCACUUCCCCUUCGGUUCCGGACACGCCUUCGGACUUCUCUGGCAAUCAGGUUGUCCGCUAUCCAGUUGACCACCACAACAGCGCAUCGCGCGACACCGGCCCGACGCCAUGGCCGAACUCAGCCCAGAGUUGCAGGUGAAGCUCGAGGAGCUGGACAGGGAGCUUGAGGAGGGCGACAUCACUCAGAAAGGGUACCAGAAACGACGAACUCAGCUCCUGUCGCAAUACGGGAUUGGCAACAUGCACGAUUUGGAAAUGGGAGGACUGCGCAUCCAUUCGCCCGACGACUCUUACCAGGGCCCGGGCCACGACCAUCGGGCUGCCUCGCUCGCCGCCUUGAAUGCUAAUGAUACCUCGGACUCACGGGGCUCAGGUUCCUUUGGCUCCCCAGCUGAAUACCGACCCCAGUCCCCGCAUGCCAACAUCGAAUCCCACCCUGCAUCUUUGCUGGCCCCUGCCGGUCCGAUGGCUGAACAGCGCCCCAACAUGCGCCAGCACGACUCGCUGUUCCUCUCUACAGCUCCCUUACCAGAUCCGUCGACGCGGUCGGGCACCAUGGUGUCUGGGGACUACGCCUUCAACCCCGAGCAGCACCUUGGGUACGCCGAUCAGCCACAGAACCCCUAUGAAAGCAGGACUGGGACACUGCUGGAUUCGCAGGCCUACUUUUCCGACUUCGCCGGCCAGUCCUACGACCCAGCAACUACCGGGGAGUAUGGCGGCCCCCACAGAUACUCCGCAAGCGAUGCUUUUUCUCCAACGGCAGCAAUGGCCCCCCCAAUGCUCACCGCAAGCGACCUGCCGCCGCCAGACGUCCUCCAGUUCCAGAUGCCGCUCGAGCCGCGCGAGGUGCCCUUUGCCAUCCACGACCCGCACGACCAGACCAUCGAAAUGUCAAACUUUGACAACAUAGCGGCAGUACUGAGGCACCGCGGCCGUACCACAGCCAAGCUUCCGGCCUACUGGGUGCUGGACAAUAAGGGGAAAGAGAUAGCGUCCAUCACCUGGGACAAGUUGGCCAUGAGGGCUGAGAAGGUAGCGCAGGUGAUUCGUGAUAAGAGCUCUCUAUACCGUGGCGACCGGGUUGCGCUCAUCUACCGAGAUACAGAGAUUAUCGACUUCGCCAUCGCCCUUCUGGGGUGCUUCAUAGCCGGAGUGGUUGCAGUGCCUAUCAACGAGCUCCAGGACUACCAGAAGCUGAAUCUGAUUUUAACCUCUACCCAAGCACAUCUGGCUCUGACCACUGACAACAACCUCAAGACGUUCCAGCGCGACAUUACUGCCCAGAAGCUGAAUUGGCCCAAGGGUGUCGAGUGGUGGAAGACGAACGAGUUCGGCAGCUACCAUCCCAAGCGCAAAGAUGACGUUCCACCUUUGUCCGUCCCAGAUCUGGCCUACAUUGAGUUCUCCCGUGCUCCAACGGGCGACUUGCGAGGCGUUGUGCUCAGUCACCGGACCAUCAUGCACCAAUUGGCCUGUCUCAGCGCCAUCAUCUCCACUGCCCCUGGGAAUGGGCCCGCGGACACGUUCAACAGGAACCUGCGUGACAAGAAUGGCCGUCUGAUUGGUGGUGGCGCGAGCAGUGAGAUCCUGCUGUCUUAUCUGGAUGCCCGUCAGGGCAUUGGCAUGAUCCUCGGCGUUCUCCUGACCGUGUAUGGCGGGCACACCACUGUCUGGUUGGAGAACAAGGCUGUAGAGGUUCCUGGCCUCUAUGCCCACCUAAUUACCAAGUACAAGCCUACCGUCAUGAUUGCCGAUUACCCCGGCCUGAAGCGAGCAGCAUACAACUACCAAGCCGACCCAAUGGCAACGAGGAACUUCAAAAAGGGCAUGGAGCCCAACUUCCAAACCGUCAAGCUCUGCCUGAUCGAUACGCUCACUGUCGACAGCGAGUUCAACGAACUUCUCGCCGACCGUUGGUUUCGCCCUCUCCGCAACACGCGCGCGAGGGAGGUGGUCGCCCCUAUGCUCUGUCUUCCUGAGCAUGGCGGCAUGUUGAUUAGUGUUCGUGACUGGCUUGGUGGCGAGGAGCGCAUGGGCUGCGCCCUCAAACUUGACCUUGGCUCGGACAGCGACCCAGAAGAGGAAAAGGAGAAGGAGGAAGAGAAAACGGCGCCGUCAAACGGAUUCUCAACCCUACUUGGACAGGGUUCAACAGCAACCAAGGAGGAGCGUGCUAAAACAGAGUUAAGCGAGGUCCUUCUCGACAGGGAAGCUCUCAAGACGAAUGAGGUGCUGGUCGUCGCCAUCGGAGAAGAGGUCAGUAAGCGAGCGUCGAGCGAGCCCGGAACUAUCCGUAUUGGUGCCUUUGGUUACCCGAUUCCCGACGCGACACUCGCUAUCGUUGAUCCGGAAACCGGCCUUCUCUCCUCGCCCAACAUGGUCGGCGAGAUCUGGGUCGAUUCUCCUUCUUUAUCCGGGGGCUUCUGGGCCUUGCCGAAACACACAGAGCAAAUUUUCCAUGCUCGGCCUUACAAGUUUGAGCCGGGUGACCCGACCCCCACGCCGGUAGAGCCAGAGUUCCUGAGGACCGGUCUUUUGGGCACCAUAAUCGAAGGCAAGAUCUUUGUCCUGGGUUUGUACGAAGAUCGCAUCCGGCAAAAGGUAGAAUGGGUUGAGGAUGGUGGCCCCGAGAACGCCGAGCAUCGCUAUUUCUUCGUUCAGCACAUUGUGGUCAGUAUCAUGAAGAACGUGCCCAAGAUUUUCGACUGUUCAGCGUUCGACGUCUUCGUCAACGAGGAGCACCUCCCCGUUGUGGUACUCGAAUCUCAAGCGGCGUCCACAGCCCCCACCACCAACGGGGGCCCGCCUCGGCAACUGGACACAGCGCUUCUCGACUCCCUCGCCGAGCGGUGCAUGGACGUGCUAAUGCAAGAGCAUAACCUCCGCGUUUAUUGCGUCAUGAUCACGGCGCCUAACGCCCUUCCUAGGGUGCUCAAGAACGGUCGCCGGGAGAUCGGCAACAUGCUCUGCAGGAGGGAGUUUGAUCUGGGCAACCUCCCUUGUGUCCACGUCAAGUUCGCGGUCGAACACGCUGUUCUCAACCUACCUGUGGGCAUUGACCCGGUCGGCGGCAUCUGGUCACCGGUGGCGUCCGAUGCCCGAGAACAGCUCCUUGCUCAAGCGGACAAGCAGUAUUCGGGCAUCGAUCGUAGAGAGGUGGUCAUCGACGACAGGACAUCCACACCUCUCAACAACUUCUCCAGUAUCACGGACCUCAUUCAGUGGCGCGUGGCGAGACAGCCUGAAGAACUGUCGUUCUGCACGAUUGACGGCCGAGGGAAGGAGGGCAAGGGUGUUACUUGGAAGAAGUUCGACAUGAAGGUCGCUGCCGUGGCCGUCUAUCUGAAGAACAAAGUCAAGCUACGAGCCGGCGACCAUGCCGUUCUCAUGUACACCCAUUCUGAGGACUUCGUCUUUGCGGUUCACGCCUGCAUCAACCUCGGCGUUGUCGUCAUCCCCAUCCCGCCAAUGGACCAGAACCGCUUGUCGGAGGAUGUCCCGGCUUUUCUGCACCUAGUGUCGGAUUACCGGGUGAGGGCCGUGCUAGUGAACGUGGAUGUGGACCACCUCCUGAGGAUGAAGCCAGUCGCUCAGCACAUCAAGCAAACGGCGCAGGUGCUCAAAGUCUCGGUCCCCAAUAUUUACAACACAAGCAAACCGCCAAAGCAGAAUAGCGGCUUGCGGGAUCUCGGUAUCACAAUGGACCCGGCUUGGAUCCAGCCGGGCUACCCGGUUGUCAUCUGGACCUACUGGACCCCGGACCAGCGGCGACUCGCUGUCCAGCUUGGCCACGACACGAUCCUGGGCAUGUGCAAGGUACAGAAGGAGACGUGCCAGAUGACCAGCUCGCGACCGGUGUUGGGAUGCGUGAGGAGCACAACUGGUCUCGGCUUCAUCCACACUUGCCUGAUGGGCAUCUACAUCGGGACACCUACCUACCUCCUAUCGCCUGUCGAAUUUGCCCAGAACCCCGCCUCACUCUUUCUGAUCCUGUCCCGGUAUAAGAUCAAGGACACGUACGCGACCCCUCAAAUGCUGGACCACGCCAUGAACAUGAUGCCCGGCAAGGGGUUCACGCUGCAUGAGCUCAAGAACAUGAUGAUCUCGGCCGACGGCCGGCCCCGCGUCGAUAUCUUCCAAAAGGUCCGCAUGCACUUUGCCGCGACAGGCCUCGACCGCACCGCCAUCAACACGGUCUACUCGCACGUGCUCAACCCUAUGAUUGCUUCACGAUCGUACAUGUGCAUCGAGCCCAUCGAGCUGUGGCUGGAUCCCAAGGCCCUGCGCCGCGGUCUCGUAUACGUGACGGACCAGGAGCGGGACCCCAAGGCGCUGCUUGUUCAGGAUUCGGGAAUGGUGCCCGUGUCGACGCAGAUUGCCAUUGUCAAUCCUGAGACGCGGGGGCUGUGUAGCGAGGGCGAGUACGGCGAGAUUUGGGUCGACUCAGAGGCGUGCGUCAAGGGUUUCUACGGGUCUAAGGAUCCUUUUGAUGCCGAGCGGUUUGAUGGCCGGACCCUCGAGGACCCGAGCAUUCGAUAUGUGCGUACCGGCGAUCUCGGGUUCCUCCAUAGCGUGCGUCGGCCGAUCGGGCCGGGCGGCGCGCUGGUUGAUAUGCAGGUGCUGUUUGUGCUGGGCAACAUUGGCGAGACCUUUGAGAUCAAUGGUCUGAGCUAUUUCCCCAUGGAUAUUGAGGCCUCGGUCGAGCGGUGCCACCGCAACAUCGUGCCUGGUGGUUGCGCUGUCUUCCAAGCCGGCGGUCUCGUCGUCGUCCUCGUCGAAGUAGCCCGCAAAGCUUACAUUGCCUCCAUCGUUCCCGUCAUCGUCAACGCCAUCCUCAACGAGCACCAAAUCGUUGUCGACAUUGUCGCCUUCGUCAACAAGGGAGACUUCCCGCGCAGUCGGCUCGGCGAGAAGCAGCGCGGCAAGAUCCUCGCGGGAUGGGUCAGCCGUAAGAUGCGCACAAUAGCGCAGUUUGCCAUCAAAGACAACGACCGAGAAGCCCUCGGCCCGCCGGGAACUUCUUCAGGCGAGCAAUCCUCCGGCGGGCACGGCGCCGCGGUUGCCGCCGACGAGCAGCACCGCGCCAGCUUGGGCUCUUUCCGCAGCUCCAGCGGUGGUCCCGUGCCGGCCGGCCACGGAGGCGCGAACAGCUCGCUGCGAAACGUCGAGCCCGCCCCGCGGAUCCCGGAACAGCGCGAGCCGGAACACAGCCAGCAGCAGUACGCUUACCACCAAGGCGGUUAUGAUGGCAUGGCAGCCGGUAAUAUAGACAUGGCCCCUGCACGAACCCCGCUGGCGGAAAUGCCUGCGGAUGACAGGGAGGUAGAUAAUGACCAGACUCCGACGAAAAACUCCACACAACAACAGCAGCAACAACCGCGCAUAGUGAGCGGACUGGGCGAGCCCACGCUGCCGCACGGCUUUGAGUUACCUGACUUUGACCAGUUCGGCCGCGACGAGCAUGAUGCGCCGCCGCCGGCUGUGGGUCCUAAGCCGGGUACUGGGAUCGGCGGUGCCAUGUCGUCGCAGACGGCCACGCAUCCUCCGCAGCAGCAGCCGCCGCCGCAGAUUAGACUGCCUGGCGUUGAUGGAAGGGAGUCGUUCGAUGAUUGGGGCUUGAGGCCUGGGAGUGGUGGUGGAAAGGAGGAGGAUGGGGAAGAUGAUUGGACGAGGGAUGCUUAUAUGUCGAUGAAUCUUGCCGGGGCGCUUGGGGGGAAAUGAGCGGUUUGGGUAGAGCAUUUGUUGGUGUACUUCGAGGAAGAGGUUUGCACCUUUCUUUGUAGACAUGGACUUUUGGGAUGAGAAUUGGCGGGUCAUUUUGAAAGGGCUAUGUCUGUUUGGGUAAGGAUAAUGAGUGAUGGAUUUUUGUUAGACAUGUUGCGAGAUGAGAGCUCAUGAAGCAUGUAGGUAAAAGAGUAUGUCUUCUAAUACGGCCAUGG